UAGCAAGAAGCAAUGAGUCUAAGAAAGUGUAUGUCUCUUCAAUUUAGAGAGAGAAGAUGGAAACAUCAUUGUUUUUCUUUUCUCAGUUAAAUAUGUGUGAAUCAAGAGAAAAAACGUUUUUCAAAUUAAUACAUGGUUCAGGAAAAGAAGAAACAAGGAAAGAAGAAAAAAUCAGAUCUAAGGAAAAAAGAAACAGGCUCAGUCUUCUUGUGCAGAAACUUGAGUUUCACGAAGAGACUCACUCCAGUAGAUCUGGGCACUUGGCCCAAGAAAGAAGAAUCUCCCCUGCAGAAGCAGUGAUGUGGGGUGAAUCAUUUGAGAAACUGCUUUCCCAUAAAGAUGGAUUGAAGACUUUUACCAGAUUUCUUAAAACAGAAUUCAGUGAAGAAAACAUUGAAUUUUGGAUAGCCUGUGAAGAUUUCAAGAAAAGCAAAGACCCUCAGCAAAUUCUCCUCAAAGCAAAAACAAUAUAUGAAAAAUUUAUUCGGAGUGAUGCUCCACAAGAGGUAAACCUUGAUUUCCACACCAAAGAAGUCAUUACUAAGAACAUCACUCAACCCACGCUUCAAUGUUUUGAGGCAGCACAAAGCAGAGUGUAUCAGCUUAUGGAACAAGACAGCUACACACGGUUUCUGAAAUCUGACAUCUACUUAGACUUGGUAGAAGGAAGACCACAAAGAGCAACAAAUCUUCGAAGAAGAUCACGCUCAUUUACCUACAAUGAUUUUCAGGAUGUUAAGUCAGAUGUUGCCAUUUGGUUAUAA
This is a messenger RNA of Sorex fumeus (smoky shrew), 764 nucleotides long. RefSeq names its product regulator of G protein signaling 18 (gene RGS18). The coding region runs from base 57 to 764 and encodes 235 amino acids. The record is from RefSeq and is a predicted model, not a curated record. NCBI's taxonomy places the organism in Eukaryota, Metazoa, Chordata, Mammalia, Eulipotyphla, Soricidae. The transcript has 5 exons.